AUCAUAUUUUCUUGCAUAGUUCAAAACUCAAUCUACGUGACCAAAAACGAUAAAGGUACAAAAGUAUAUAGAGAAACUUAAGUUUCAAGGUUAUAAGCGUCUAUAUCGUAAAAUCGAUUUUCGAAGAAUCUUGAUCAUCAUCAUCAUCAAUGGCAUUUUCAGAGCCAGUAAUUAUAUGCAAGAAGCAUCCACAACACAAACAACAACCAGGAGUAUGUUCAUGUUGCCUAAGAGAAAAGCUCUCAAAGAUUAAUGGUACAACAACUACUACUACAAUAUCUUCAAUAAUACCUUCUUCAUUAUCCUCCUCUGCUUCCUCCUCCAAUAAUACCUCGCCACCUGGCGGGCUUGGACAUCGUCGGAUCACGUCCGACGUAGCUGGCGGCCACUACUCAUUCGUUACGCUAGCGGCCGCCGGCUCUGGAGGAGGAGGUGGUGUAGGAGGGGGGUUGAAGAAGAGUAGGUCAAUAGCAUUUGUUGCUAGAGGGGGUAGAGUUGGAAUUAAUGGAAAGAAAAAGAAAGAAGGGUUUUGGUCAAAGUUGAUUAAGUCAACAGGGAAAAGAACCAAUAGGGUUAUUGCUCAUUGAUGAGUUGAAUUUUAAUAAUUUUAUUAGGUGGAAAGUUAAUCAAGAAAAUUAUUAGGCAAUGAGUUUUUUUUGUUUCCCACUCGAUGUUCAGUGUUCAUAUUGGAGCCUCGACUAAUUUAGAUCACGCAUUGCAGAUCUCAUUAAGGAGGUAUAGCUCCCAACAAAAUUUUCUUCGUACUCAGAUUUCGAACUCGAGAGCUCUGAUUAAGGGUGGUAGGUGAAUACUUUGUAAUUUAGUGAAUUAUUUGUAAUUUUAGGGUUGGUAUAUUUGCACGUGUAAUAGUACAAAAGAGAUAAAGAAGAAUCAUUUGAUUUGAUGUAUUUUUUUUAAUGUCAUUUUGUUUGCAUAGUGUGGUACUUAUACCAUGAAAGGAACAUAUUCAUAUUUGUGAAUAUAAUUUUGAUUAUGAUAAAUAAAUUGUGAAUGUUGAUAGGAAA
Molecule: messenger RNA, 1025 nt
Organism: Capsicum annuum
Lineage: Eukaryota; Viridiplantae; Streptophyta; Magnoliopsida; Solanales; Solanaceae
Exons: 1
Coding region: 150-587 (145 amino acids)
Source: RefSeq, a predicted model, not a curated record